This is a messenger RNA of Pan troglodytes (chimpanzee), 4425 nucleotides long. It is a transcript of the gene PAFAH1B2, whose product is annotated as platelet activating factor acetylhydrolase 1b catalytic subunit 2. The record is from RefSeq and is a predicted model, not a curated record. Gene Ontology annotation, cellular component: cytoplasm. Gene Ontology annotation, molecular function: platelet-activating factor acetyltransferase activity. Bases 398 to 1087 code for a protein of 229 amino acids. The transcript is spliced from 6 exons. Lineage: Eukaryota; Metazoa; Chordata; Mammalia; Primates; Hominidae.
ACUGCGGUGGCACGAACGCAGGAUUGAGAGAUGCAGCUGGAGUAAAGAGAGACGCCCAUGUCCCUCAGACGCCACACAAAAUUGGGGUAACCGCGAGAACAAAGCAGGGUACCCAACGGGGCGUGGCGGGACACCUGGGCGCACGCCGCCAGCGCCCGGGACAGCGAAGGCGGGGAGAGAGGAACCACGCUGAGGCGUGGCAGGAUGGGGGCGGGACUUCCGGAAGCCAUUUGCCUGAGUGGCAGGGGAACCGGAAGUGGAGGAGCUGCUGCUGGUGCUGGGGCCGGAGGAGGGACGCGCCGGAGCGGGACCGACGGGACCGAGCGAGCGACCGACGCGCCACCCGCCGACGCCUCAGCCGCUUGGGGCCCGCACGGACCCUCUACUUCAGUGUAGAAUGAGCCAAGGAGACUCAAACCCAGCAGCUAUUCCGCAUGCAGCAGAAGAUAUUCAAGGAGAUGACCGAUGGAUGUCUCAGCACAACAGAUUUGUUUUGGACUGUAAAGACAAAGAGCCUGAUGUACUGUUCGUGGGAGACUCCAUGGUGCAGUUAAUGCAGCAAUAUGAGAUAUGGCGAGAGCUUUUUUCCCCACUUCAUGCACUGAAUUUUGGAAUUGGGGGAGAUACAACAAGACAUGUUUUGUGGAGACUAAAGAAUGGAGAACUGGAGAAUAUUAAGCCUAAGGUCAUUGUUGUCUGGGUAGGAACAAAUAACCACGAAAAUACAGCAGAAGAAGUAGCAGGUGGGAUCGAGGCCAUUGUACAACUUAUCAACACAAGGCAGCCACAGGCCAAAAUCAUUGUAUUGGGUUUGUUACCUCGAGGUGAGAAACCCAAUCCUUUGAGGCAAAAGAACGCCAAGGUGAACCAACUCCUCAAGGUUUCGCUGCCGAAGCUUGCCAACGUGCAGCUCCUGGAUACCGACGGGGGUUUUGUGCACUCGGACGGUGCCAUCUCCUGCCACGACAUGUUUGAUUUUCUGCAUCUGACAGGAGGGGGCUAUGCAAAGAUCUGCAAACCCCUGCAUGAACUGAUCAUGCAGUUGUUGGAGGAAACACCUGAGGAGAAACAAACCACCAUUGCCUGACUGGCUCUUAUCAGUGUUAAUAGCAUCUCAGCUUCCUCAGAUCAGUUCUAUCACUGGCACUACAGAAUCCUUCUCUUUCUUAAGGCACUUUGCAUUGUAGAAUGUUCCUGGAUGUUCAUAUCUAGUGUUUGAAGGGGAGGAGGGAUUUAAACUGGUCCUGUACAUAGAAGGUUUGUUUGACAGAGGAGAAAAAUUAGCCAAGGAAGAUUGUUGUUUAAAUUCAUUUGAAACCAGAAGGGGACUUUUUAGUUGUAUGUGUAACACAUUCAUUGAAUUAUUAUCACUGUUUUCUUAGGACAACAUCAAGCCUAAAUACUGAACAAUAUGAAGAUUCUUUUCUUGGCCUUUCUGUGGAUUAUGUCAUAUAUAAUAAUUAUCAGAAUCAUUCUACUUGGCUUUAAAACAUGUUUUCUCCCAUUUUUUUAAGGUUCAUAAUUUAGCCUUUUGUUUUUAUGUUGCUUAGAUUCUUAUGUAUACUGAAUAUUUUCUUAACAUGUAGCAUCAGGUUGAACAUGCUUGUCAUUCAUAUAUGGAAGAUGCUAUAGUUAGAAGUGAAUUUGUUCUGCUUUCUUAAUCUUUUCCAUGCUUAGCAGUGAAAAACAGGUUUUGCCCCAGUAGAGGGAUUCUUUGGAGGGUAUUAUUUUUUAUGCUGCUGAAUAUCAUGUCUAUAAUAGACCCGUGCAUGCAGCCUUUCCUCCUUAUUCCCCUUCAUGCCCCCCUUUCCCCUUCAUUCCCCCCGCCACCCCGUCUUUUUUUUUUUUUUUUUUUUUUGGUCCUUGUUGACAUUACAAGCUUUUAACACAUUUUUGACCUAGGAGCCCUGUUGCUGGAAGUAUAGUCUCCAGCCAGUUACUCUUAUGAUAGUACUGCUAUAAAACUCAUUCUUGUGUGGUGUUCUGUGCUAUAGAGUCUGUGUAUUGCUGUUCAUAUUUGGAGUUCUGGUUUUGUUUUUCCCUUAAAACCUGUUAACAGUUUUUUUGGGGGGUGGGGGGAUUCAGAACUCUUGUUUCCCAUUCCAUAGCACCUGACAUUAUUUCAAGUUUUAUAUAUCUUAAGGUGUAUAUUUUAUUUUUUUUAUUGGCUUAGUUGUUUUUUGUUUUGUUUUGUUUGAGAUGGAGUUUCACUGUUGCCCAGGCUGGGGUGCAAUGGUGUGAUCUUGGCUCACUGCAGCCUUCACCUCCCGAGUUCAAAUGAUUCUCCUGCCUCAGCUUCCUGAGUAGCUGGGAUUACAGGUGCAUGCCACCAUGCCCGGCUAAUUUUUAUAUUUUUAUUAGAGACGGGAUUUCGCCAUGUUGACCAGGCUGGUCUCGAACUCCUGACCUCAGGUGAUCUGCCCGCCUUGGCCUCCCAAAGUGCUGGGAUUACAGGCAUGAGCCACUGUGCCUGGCCUUAUUGGCUUAGUUUUUAAAUUAUCCUCCAAAAAUUUUGGGCCUUUUUCUGUGGGGAAACAAGUGAAGCUGCUCUUCAGCAUAGACACUACCUUUAUCCCAUCAUUUUAGUAAAAACUAGGUUUGUUUCACUUCUGAGGUGUCUUAUUAAUGUACUUCAUCUGAGAAUUUGUUGAUCUUAAUGUUCGAGCUAUAUAAGAACUGCCAUUAAAAAAAAUGGGAUAAUAGAUGGUUUUAUCAGUAUACCUAUGGAAUAUGUACAAACUGGAUCUAUAGAUAUUUUGAACUGGACCAGGUGGGUAUUGAAGUAACCCAUCAAAAUAUGCUCUGCAGUGAUUCCGCUUAAUGUUUAAAUUCAGUAACGUACUUGAAAGGCAAAUUUCAGUGCUUUUGUAUGUUGGAGGAGGGCUUACUGAUGCGUGCUAAGACCGAUUUCUGAUUGAGGGAUGAACCUUGGGCUCAUGUUUUUCUUGUGAAGUCUCUUUCUAGAAAAUUUUUUGGUUUUGUUCUUUUUAAAAAAUACAUACUUUUUUGAAUGUAUCAUGUCUUCAUUAACAACAGAAAAUCCACAUGGUGUUUACUAAACUUGUUUACGACAUUAAAAAUUUCCUUUUUAUUUUUAGUAGCCCAGGUUGAGUUUUUCACAAGAGAUUUUUUUCUUAGCUGAGGUAUAGUUGUAUAGCAAGAAGAAUUAAGCCAGAUUUUUGUGUGUGGAAAGACAGUUUUCUAUCCAGGUCUUUUUCUGUUUGUCAGAAGGUGGGAGUAUGGUCCAAAUAAAUCCAUUAGGUUACUCCUGCAGCAUGCGCUUUUAGCUUCUCUCUUGACUGAGGAUCAAAUAUCCCUUUGUGAGCUGGCCCUCAGCUCCUUUGCUCAUGUGUACAAACCUCAGAUGUUACUACAUUUUAUAUCUACCAGAGCUAUUCAAGCAAUAGUAUUUGAACCACUAGCCUUUUAAAUAAAAUUCUGCCCCAUUACUGAUGUGCAGAUAUUGAGUUCACUUUCAUUUUUUGCCAGAUUUCUUUGCACUACUUUAGGUAAAAAUAGUUAAUCUAUUUUUCUUUGACAUCCUAGUUUGUGUCAGUGACAGAACUUACUGCUUAGUCUUUGUACUUUUAAAAAAAUCUAUAAAUUUAAUGCACUGUCCAAGUGAAAUGUCCUAGUUGUCAUUGUGAUUAAGGGGCCAACUUUCCAGGCAGCUAGCAGAGAUACUAUUCUCUUCCUCUCCCAGCAAAUUUGUAUUCCUUCACCCACGCAUUCCUGCUAUACUAGAUGGCAGCCAGUGAUGGAACUAUAAAGAUGUCUGUGGUCAUAUGUUGAAUGUGGCAGCUUGAAGAUGUACUGCCACGGGUGAUCUAGGGCAGGCUGUCUUCCAGUCCAUGUGUUCUCGGUCGCUGUAGACAGCGCUCUGGCUACCACCGUGAGGCUACUUGAACUGUCAGGGGCAUCUGCCUAAACCAGAAUCUUUUGUCAGAAACCUUAACCCAACAAAACAAAUCUUGAGUAGCUCAUGCCCGGCUCUUAGGAAUUUUGUCUGUUCAAAAAAAAAAAAAAAGUCCAACUUACUUUAUUUUAUUUUUUUAACCUAGUCACUGUUUACAAUUGUAUGCUAAAGCCUGAAAUAUUGUCUGUGCUGUGGUGUAUGAGCAUUGCCAACUUUAUAUUUAUUGCAGUGAAGAAGAAACUAAAAAUAUAUGAAAAUGAGGAGCAUGUGCAAGCUCCUAAAUCCGUGUGGGUGCAUGUGGGAGAAGUGAGUUAGGGCCUCUUGAAAGGAGGCUUUUUGGAGAGGGGUCCCCCAGGUUUCUUGGUGUUCCUGCUUGGGGAUCACUGCUGCUAGCUGACUGGACCUCCCCAUUGGAAGUUUGUGAUUUUGCUUUGGCAAAGUUUCAUUGACUAGUAGAACUCAUUCUGUUUUAGUGUAUAUUUCAAUAUAAAUGUAAACAUUUUGCUCAA